AUGGUCAGCGUAAAGCAUGUCGCAAUUUUCGCCGCGGCGCUCCUCGGUGGAUCUCAUGCCCUCAACGAAACUUUGCCAGUGCCUUUGAUGGUGAAUUUAGCCUCAACAGAGACUGUCGUCGGGGGGCUGUACCGGCCUUAUAAUGUCGGACCGAGAGCAGAUAUCGCCGUUUUCGUUAUGCAUGCUGAAAGUGACUACCUUUCUUUUCCUGUUUGUGUGCAGCUGGCUCAGCGAGGAUACACGGUCUUUUGCGCUCAAAACGGAGCUAGUAAAUGGAUGGGUGCGUCGGAUGUUGACUUUGAAAGCAUGAUGCUCUCUGUGUCCGAAGGCGUGGACUACCUUCGCAAUAUGACGGAAGUCGACCAGAUCGUGUUAUGGGGACACAGCGGUGGCGGUGCCAUGAUGGCGGCCUACCAGAACAUAGCGGAAAAUGGCCUUUCGGCAUGCAAUGGGUCAGAAAAGCUUUACCCAUGUUCGUCCGCUUUGGCAAACCUUUCUGCAGCUGAUGGGGUGAUUCUGGUUGAUGCUAACUAUGGGCUGUCGACUAUGAUGUUGUUGAGUCUCGGUGCUGAGGUCACUGACGAAAGAUCUGGCUUGAACACAAAUUACAGUCUAAGUGUAUACAACCCUGCCAACGGCUUCAAUUCCACGGGUGUAAGCAACUAUACAGACCAAUUCACAAAGGAAUUCCACUCGGGAGUUGCACGCCGUAUGCAAGGGCUCGUUGCAUAUGCCGAGGGCCGCCUAGCAGCCAUCAAUGCCGGCAACGCAACAUUUGAGGACGACGAAGACUUACAAAUCGUCGAUGCUGGGUAUGGAGUUAACAACAACAAGUUCUUUUCCCAAGAUACGCGAUUCCUCUCCCGCACAGUUCACCCAUGGCCGCUGCUGCACAAGAAUGGAUCCACCACAACGCAAAUUGUACACAGCGUACGAGUGCCGACCAACUUUGGCCCGGACACUGCUGCUUCUUACGCAGACGGCGCAGCAAAAACCAGCGUCAAGAAGUUCCUCAGUGGAUAUGCGAUUCGUGUCGCUGAUGAUUUUGCGUACAACGCAACCGAUUUCACCGGGGUUCAGUGGAAUUCCAGCCAUAUGGUGCCAAUCCAGGCUGCCCCGGGCAUCACAGUGCCCCUUCUCACCAUGGGUAUGACUGGACACUGGGAGUAUCUCAAUGCCGAGAAAAUCUACUUGAACUCUGGCAGCAAUGACACGUCUAUUUGUUUCGUCGAGGGUGCUCAGCACACCAUCGACACAUGUACGGAAUGCGAGACGUACCCGGGCCAGUAUGGAGACACGACCAAGACGGCUUACGACUACAUGGCUGACUGGCUGGGUAAGAGUGGUCGCUUUCUAUAG
Molecule: messenger RNA, 1359 nt
Organism: Talaromyces rugulosus
Lineage: Eukaryota; Fungi; Ascomycota; Eurotiomycetes; Eurotiales; Trichocomaceae
Exons: 2
Coding region: 1-1359 (452 amino acids)
Source: RefSeq, a predicted model, not a curated record